Molecule: messenger RNA, 3634 nt
Organism: Eublepharis macularius
Lineage: Eukaryota; Metazoa; Chordata; Lepidosauria; Squamata; Eublepharidae
Gene: MSH2
Product: mutS homolog 2
Exons: 16
Coding region: 42-2840 (932 amino acids)
Biological process (GO): mismatch repair; somatic recombination of immunoglobulin genes involved in immune response; mitotic recombination
Cellular component (GO): nucleus; MutSalpha complex
Molecular function (GO): ATP binding; mismatched DNA binding; ATP-dependent DNA damage sensor activity
Source: RefSeq, a predicted model, not a curated record
UCGCGCUCCUAGUGUUGCUGGUGCUGGCGGGAGAUUUCGGCAUGGCGGCUUCCACAGACGCAUCUCAGCGUGAGGGGUCGGCCUCAGACAACGGCUUCGUCCGCGCGGUGUUGGCGUUGCCCGCUAAGCCCGACACGACUGUGCGUUUCUUCGAGCGAGGUGAUCACUACGCGGUGCAUGGCGAGGAUGCGGCGCUGGCGGCCAAGGAGCUUUUCCGGACGCGGGAAGUUAUUCGAAUGUUGGGAACAGGAGCCCAGAAACUUGAAAGUGUUUCACUUAGCAAGAUGAACUUUGAGUCUUUUUUGAGGGAUCUACUUCUAGUUCGUCAGUACAGGGUAGAGGUGUACAAGAACAAAGCAGGAAGUAAAUCCACCAAAGAAAAUGAGUGGUGCUUGGCAUACAAGGGUUCUCCAGGAAACCUUGCCCAGUUUGAGGAUGUCCUUUUCGGUAACCAUGACAUGUCGUCUUCUGUUGGUGUUGUGGGUAUUAAGCUCGUCUCAGUUGAUGGACAAAAAGUUGUUGGAGUUGGAUUUGUAGAUUCUUUGGAAAGGAAACUGGAAGUGUGUGAGUUUGCUGAUAAUGAUCAGUUCUCAAACCUUGAAGCUCUGCUGGUUCAGAGGGGACCCAAAGAAUGUGUUCUCCCUGUUGGAGAGACUGCUGGAGAUAUGGGGAAACUGAGACAGGUUGUUCAAAGAGGAGGAAUUCUGAUCACAGACAGGAAAAGGAGUGAAUUUUCAACAAAAGAUAUUGUACAAGAUCUCAACCGCUUGCUCAAGUCAAAAAAGAAACAGCGGGUAUCCAGUGCAGCAUUACCAGAAAUGGACAAACAGGUUGCCAUCUCUUCCUUGUCUGCAGUGGUCAAGUAUUUAGAACUUUUAACUGAUGAGUCUAAUUUUGGACAGUUUGAACUGGGUACCUUCGAUCUCAGUCAGUACAUGAUACUGGAUCAUUCUGCUGUCAGAGCGCUUAAUCUUUUCCAGAGUUCUUCAGAAAAUGCCCAGGGCACUCAAUCUCUGGAAGGGCUGUUAAAUAAGUGCAAAACCCCUCAAGGACAAAGGCUUGUGAACCAGUGGAUCAAACAGCCUCUGAUGGACAAGAACAGAAUUGAGGAAAGACUAAACUUGGUGGAGGCCUUUGUGGAUGAUGCGGAACUACGACAGUCUCUUCAAGAAGACCUCCUCCGUCGCUUCCCAGACUUCAAUCGGCUGGCAAAAAAAUUUCAAAAGAAAACAGCCACUCUGCAGGACUGUUACAAAAUGUACCAGGCCGUUAAUCAGAUUCCGAACGUGGUGAAGGCAUUGGACAAAAAUGAAGGAAAGCAUGAUACUCUAUUGCAAGCAGUGUUCACAUCUCCUCUUAAUGAGUUGUUCUCUGAUUUCUCCAAGUUCCAAGAGAUGAUCGAAACAACUUUAGACAUGGAUAAGGUGGAAAGCCACGAAUACCUUGUGAAAGCUUCCUUUGAUCCCAACCUGACAGAAUUGAGAGAGAAGAUGAAUAAACUAGAGGAAAAAAUGCAAGAUGCACUGAAGGUGGCAGCCAGAGAGCUAAGCUUGGAAGCUGGCAAGAGCAUCAAAUUGGAAAGUAAUGCACAAUACGGGCAUUUUUUCCGAAUUACCUACAGGGAGGAAAAAGUUCUGCGGAACAAUCUGAAAUACAAUGUCUUGGAUACCCAGAAGAAUGGGGUAAAGUUCUCCGACAGUAAAUUGAAAGAGCUCAACGAAGAAUACACAAAGAGCAGACAAGAAUAUGAAGAAGCUCAGGAAGUCAUUGUUAAAGAAAUUAUAAACAUUGCAUCAGGAUACAAGGACCCUAUACAGUUUCUCAGUGAAGUUAUAGCCCAACUGGAUGCAGUUGUCAGUUUUGCUCAUGCGUCAAAUGCUGCUCCUAUGCCCUACGUACGUCCAGAGAUUCUGGAAAUGGGAGCAGGGAAGAUUAUACUAAAUGGCUCAAGGCACCCCUGUAUUGAAGUUCAAGAUGAUGUUGCCUUCAUUCCAAAUGAUGUGACUUUUGAGAAGGGCAAGGAGAUGUUCCACAUCAUUACUGGACCAAACAUGGGAGGAAAAUCUACCUACAUUCGUCAGACUGGAGUGAUAGUUCUCAUGGCUCAAAUUGGGUGUUUUGUGCCCUGCGUCUCUGCAGAAGUGUCUAUUGUUGAUUCUAUACUGGCUCGAGUAGGAGCUGGAGACAGUCAACUGAAAGGAGUGUCUACCUUCAUGGCAGAAAUGCUGGAAACGUCAUCCAUCCUUAGAUCUGCUACAGAAAACUCGCUGAUAAUCAUUGAUGAACUGGGGAGAGGAACAUCUACAUAUGAUGGUUUUGGGUUGGCGUGGGCUAUUUCAGAAUAUAUUGCCACCAAAAUUGGAGCGUUCUGUAUGUUUGCAUCUCAUUUUCAUGAGUUGACAGCCCUUGCUGACCAGGUUCCCUCUGUAAAUAACUUGCAUGUCACAGCACUGACCACUGAGGACACCCUGACAAUGUUGUACCGUGUGAAAAAAGGGGCGUGUGACCAGAGUUUUGGAAUCCACGUAGCAGAGCUUGCUGCCUUUCCAAAACAUGUGAUUGAGAACGCAAAGGUAAAAGCUGUGGAAUUAGUGGAGUUCCAGCAUAUUGGAAAGCCCCAGGAGGAGGAUGAAGAACCAGCAGCCAAGAAAUGCUACAGAGAAAAGCAGGAAGGUGAAAAAAUAAUCCAGGAUUUUCUUUCGAAAGUGAAUGCAAUGCCACUGACAGACAUUUCUGAAGAACACUUCAGAGCCAAGCUGAAGCAGCUCAAAGAUGAAGUCAUAGCAAAGAACAACAGCUUUGUGAAUGAAAUCAUUUCGCGAGCUAAAGUUAGUUCAUGAGAUAAGAGAGCUGGACAAAAUGACACCGAACAUGCCUUUCAGGCCCCAAAUGCAUGGCACAGGAGACUGACAUAGCCAAUGCUACAAGUUGCAACCCCCGCCCCCACGUCGUCUCUGCUUCUUUCCCCUGUUACGCUCAGAAAGAAAAAAUGCUGAUGGAACAUCAUGUUGUGUAUUUCCUUGCUUCUCCAGCAACAGCUGAUGGUGGAACAGGUGUGAGGGAAGAGGAAACGCAAGUAGGUUAGGAGAUGGUACAGAGGUACCAACAGUAGUUCUUGUCUCAAUGGAAACAGGUGUCUUUUUUCCUGGACUAGAGGAUGUGGGCACCCUGAUAAAGUGUAAAGUGUUGUUCUGACUAUUAAAAUAACUUUCCCCUUCCAUUUAGUUUUGAAAUGGAGGUAUUUGUUCCACAAUUAAAAUGUUUUCUGUUUUAUGACUUUGAAUAAAAUUGUGGGCUAUUUUUCUCAUCAGAAAUAUGCUAAUUUCACAACAACAAGAACAGCAAUGGAUUUUCAUCAUCUGUGGUUAGAAGUUCUUAGGGUUUGGAGCUAUGUGCAUUUUAGAAAUGUUGAAAAGUUCUGGAUACAGAUCUCCCAGUAUUGCCUCUGAUUUGGCACUUCGUGCAUAACACAGUGGUAAAGCAGUUCAUUUGUCGUGAUGGUCACAACAAAAUUUUUUGAUUUCUCAGAGGUCUGAACUUCAUUCAAUGACUGUGACUUCACAUCAUUUUUGAACUUACUACACAUGGUUCCAUUUCUGAAAUUGUUACCUUCAAGUGAAUAAAAAACUUUAGU